This is a messenger RNA of Nothobranchius furzeri (turquoise killifish), 2142 nucleotides long. RefSeq names its product palmitoyltransferase ZDHHC20-A. Gene Ontology annotation, molecular function: palmitoyltransferase activity. The record is from RefSeq and is a predicted model, not a curated record. NCBI's taxonomy places the organism in Eukaryota, Metazoa, Chordata, Actinopteri, Cyprinodontiformes, Nothobranchiidae.
UCUUGUUGUUGUUCUAUCUUUGGCUCAAGUUUUAAAACCCUUGAAUGUGACGUCACUGGCGACUCACGUCCAGUACGGAUUAAAGAUGGCACCUUCUCCGGCACUGAGGUGCUGUAAACGGGCUCUGAACUGGAUACCUGUCCUGUUUAUUAACUUGGUUGUUGCCUGGUCUUAUUAUGCGUAUGUUGUGGAACUCUGUGUGUAUACAAUCCCAAUCAAUGCAGAACGAAUCAGUUAUUUGGUCAUCUUUCACGCCUUCCUCGCCAUUUUCAUUUGGUCGUACUGGAAAACGAUCUGGUCCAAGCCAGCUAGCCCCUCAAUAGCAUUCGCCCUGCCUCGAGCAGAGAAGGAGCUGUACGAGAAGGAGCAGCGAGCUGAGAUGCAACAGGAGAUUCUUAAGAGAGUGGCGAAGAAUUUACCCAUAUACACGCGCACGGCUGGAGGAGCCAUCCGCUACUGCGACUUCUGUCAGCUGAUCAAACCUGAUCGCUGCCAUCACUGCUCCACUUGUGAAAUGUGCGUUCUAAAAAUGGACCAUCACUGUCCCUGGGUGAAUAACUGCGUUGGAUUCUCCAACUACAAAUUCUUUGUUCUGUUUUUAGCCUACGCCACGCUCUACUGUGUUGUAAUUUGUGCAACAGUAGUUCAGUAUUUCAUAAAAUUCUGGACCAAAGAACUUCCUGACACGCAUGCUAAAUUCCACAUCCUGUUCCUGUUUUUUGUGGCGGCCCUUUUCUUUAUUAGCAUUGUGUCACUUUUCAGCUACCACCUGUGGCUUGUGGGAAAGAACAGGACCACCAUAGAGGCUUUCAGAGCUCCCGUGUUUGCAAAUGGUCCAGACAAAAACGGGUUUUCUCUAGGCUUUAAAAGAAAUUUAGUCGAGGUGUUUGGAGACCAGGCGAAGAACUGGAUUUUUCCAGUUUUUUCAAGCCAGGGUGAUGGGCAUUCCUUUGUGACCAGACUGGUGCACAUAGAUCCUGAACAAGUAAACAGCAUCCUCCAGCAGAAUGGCAAAAUCCCGGCCAACGGAGAGCCCAACCCUUGUGUGCUUGUUAACAGUGCGCCACACACCGAGGACAGCAGCAAGGAGACAGCUGAUGUGUCUCAGACGGUCGCUGUGACCAUGGACAGUGAGCCUUAGCAGAACACGCCAACAUCCGUUAACAUGAUGCCUUAAACCAGAAGCAUCAAUACCUCCAGGACCGUACGUGGCACCACAACAAUACUGUUGUCAUGACAACAAACACUCCACAGCGACUUUGUAGACUGCAACAGUCUGAAGCACAGGGGAUUUAGGGUUUCUGUCUUUGUUAUUUGCUAAAGACUUUAAAUGUUGUUAUUUUUAUUGCAUCUGAAGAAAAACAAAUCUCUGGGAGCCAACGUAUGUCUUUAUUGUUUUGUUUAUACAGAUUAAUCAGUUUUCCACUGGAGAUGAAUUCAUUAUCAGUAUUAAUCAAACAUUAAAAAACUAAACUUGAGUUGUUUGUAGAACAACGCGGUGUGUAUUACCUACUUAAUAAUUAUAUUAACUCCAGAUAAAAAUGCUUUUUUUAAGACUGGUGGUCAUUUAUCAGAUUGUCUCACAUUUUAUUUCCGUUUUAUGUUGGAAAACAUAAAAAAACCUUCUGUUUACAUUUCUAUUUAUACCUUCUUUUCCGUCUUAUAUAAUGAAGAUGUGUUUGGACCAAAGCGUCAGAUAUUUAGAGCACCUGAUGAGUGAUAUUAUCUUUUUUCAUUUUGCACUAUAAAGUUCUUUUUCAAUGUUUUUAUUUUUGAAUGUUUCCACUUAUUUUUUAUUUCAAGUCAAACCACAACAAAUAAAAGCACAUUGAAGUGAUGUAAAGAUGGAGUCCGAAAGCUCAGGGUAUUUAUUUCUUUAAACCAGGAUGAAUCUAGGUUUUAGGCUCUGUCCUGCCAGCAUGUGAUUAUUGAUGAUUAUUCCUAUUAGCAGACAUGAUGCACAGCUGUGUGUGUGUGAUAAUUAUAUUCAUAAAUUUUUGACUGUUGUCUGAUUUGGAUGUACUGACUGGAUUAACGUCUCACUGACUGGACACAGCUUAAUGCAUACAUGUGUGUAAAUAGUUAUUUAAUUAAAAAUGCUGAAUGCUACUGGUUAAUCUAAUAAAGGCACUUCUAAAUGUU